AGGUGUGCGUCCUACUUCUAGCGCACUUGCUGACCCGGACUCGCCAGGAUGGGGAACUGCAUUGUGCCAUACUGCGACGGGCCAAAAAGCACUAACAUCAGAUGGACGCUACCGGCCGUGUGCUUUGUAUGGCAAACCGCCAUGAUUAUACUAUUUGGGGUAUUUGUCCGUUAUAAUGGUGAAUCAGACGCACACUGGGCUGAAUUUAAAAUGGCACGUAACAUCACCAGCGACAUUGAUAAUGACUUCUACUUCAGAUAUCCAAGUUUCCAGGAUGUGCACGUCAUGAUCUUCGUGGGCUUCGGGUUCCUCAUGACGUUUCUGAAGCGUUAUAGCUUCGGUGGUGUCGGCUUCAACUUCCUCGUUGCCGCGUUUGGGCUGCAGUGGGCUCUGCUCAUGCAGGGCUGGUUCCACUCUCUGGACUACACGGAUGGCAUGAUCAAAAUCGGCAUAGAAAACUUAAUUAAUGCAGAUUUCUGUGUGGCGGGAUGUCUGAUCGCCUACGGAGCCGUCCUGGGGAAGGUCAGCCCUGUGCAGCUCAUGGUCAUGACCCUGUUUGGCAUUACCCUGUUUGCUGUGGAAGAAUAUAUCAUUUCCGACCUCCUUCACGCCAGAGAUGCUGGGGGUUCUAUGGUGAUCCACAUCUUUGGAGGUUAUUAUGGAUUGGCCAUCUCAUGGGUCCUCUAUCGACCAAACUUAAAGGAGAGCAGCCAGUUGCAGGGCUCAGUCUACCACUCGGAUGUGUUUGCUAUGAUUGGAACCUUAUUUCUCUGGAUGUUCUGGCCCAGUUUUAAUUCUGCCACUUGUGACCAUGGAGAUGGUCAGCACAGGGCAGCCAUUAACACCUACCUGUCCUUAGCCGCCACGGUGCUCACCACCUUUGCCAUCUCCAGCCUGUCUCAGAAGCAUGGAAAACUGGACAUGGUACACAUCCAGAAUUCCACCCUAGCAGGGGGUGUAGCUGUAGGAACAGCUGCAGAGUUCAUGCUGAUGCCUUAUGGGUCUUUGAUAGUAGGAUUCUGCUGUGGGCUCCUUUCCACACUGGGCUACCUAUACAUCACACCCUUUAUGGAAAAGAAGCUAAAGAUCCAAGACACGUGUGGGAUCCAUAACCUGCACGCCAUGCCGGGCGUCAUAGGGGGAAUAGUGGGAGCCAUCACAGCCGCUGCUGCUACCGAAUCCGUUUAUGGCAAAGAAGGGUUGGUAAACACCUUUGAUUUUACUAAUGAGUUCAAGAACAGGACUCCUGCUGUGCAGGGUGGCUAUCAGGCAGCUGCCAUGUGCGUGGCUGUGUGCUUUGGAAUAGGUGGUGGAACACUUGUAGGUCUCAUCCUGAGGAUGCCUAUCUGGGGCGACGUGACAGAUGACAACUGUUUUAACGAUGAGUUCUACUGGGAGGUGCCUGAUGAAGAGGAGAUUGUUGUGCCUGUUCUAGAGUACAACAACCACAUGACUCCCAACAAGCACACAGACAUGUGA
Electrophorus electricus (electric eel) is the source of this 1479-nucleotide messenger RNA. The record is from RefSeq and is a predicted model, not a curated record. NCBI's taxonomy places the organism in Eukaryota, Metazoa, Chordata, Actinopteri, Gymnotiformes, Gymnotidae.